AAAUGUUUUUUUUACUUGGGGGAAUAUAUGUAUGUUAGGAUGAACUUUGAUUGAUAUAUAGUAUUAAGAAAAUGUAAUCAAUUACGUUGACUUACGAAUGUCAACCUUCGUGAGGGCCACAAAGGGCAACCACUACGGACAUUAUGUCGUUAGUGUUUGGGUGCUAUAAAUAGCUCCUGAAAUUAGUGAAGUCUAUAAGCAGCACUCGUACAAAAAGUUCACAACAACUUCAAAGUCACCAUGGCUUCAGUUCAUCACCCAAGGAGGUUUUUCUUCAUCCUUAGCAUCAUCACACUUGCCUGCUUCUCCUGGUUUGUGAAACCUAGCGAAGCUGUCUACCAUGGCUACGUACCGAGUCCAUGGACCCUUGCCCAUGCGACAUUUUAUGGGGAUGAGAGUGCAUCUGAAACCAUGGGUGGUGCUUGUGGAUAUGGAAACUUGAUAACUAAUGGAUACGGAACGGAUACAGCUGCUUUGAGCACAACCAUCUUUAGCGAAGGUUACGCCUGUGGUCAGUGUUACCAAAUACGGAUUCAAACAACGGUGGAUGGUGUAAUCCUCCCAGAACCCCACUUCGACAUGGCCAAGCCUGCGUUCAUGAAAAUUGCUCAGUGGAAGGCUGGCAUUGUCCCUGUCAUGUACCGCAGGGUACCAUGCAAUGCUAUUAGGAAAGGUGGCAUCAGAUUCUCAUUUCAAGGCAAUGGGUAUUGGCUGUUGGUGUAUGUGAUGAAUGUUGCUGGUGCUGGAGACAUCAAACAGAUGUGGGUGAAAGGGACGAAGACAGGUUGGAUGAGCAUGAGUCAUAAUUGGGGUGCGUCGUACCAAGCUUUUGCUACUCUUAAGGGACAAGCCCUCUCCUUCAGAUUAACUUCAUACACCACCAAGCAGACUAUCACUGCCUACAAUGUCACCCCUGCUAACUGGAAUUUAGGGUUGACAUAUCAAGGCAACGUCAACUUCCAUUGAUUACCGGCGGUGUUUACAGUAUUCAAACGCCUCUUAAUAUUGCAUCUCUUCAAACGCAUUUGAAACCGUUUGAUUGAGUUGAAGCUAGUACAUCUGCUUCUAAGCUAUAUUGCAUCCAGUUAGUUGUUUUCAAAUUGUAAUUUCCGUCCAUCCCAUUAAAAUUAAAAUAUUCUAAUGGGUUAGAGAUGGAUUUAACCUAGCUAUGUAUUUUAGCUACUAUAAGUAUCCAUCAUGUGGCGUUCUUUAGGUUAAUGACAC
This is a messenger RNA of Lactuca saligna, 1224 nucleotides long. NCBI's taxonomy places the organism in Eukaryota, Viridiplantae, Streptophyta, Magnoliopsida, Asterales, Asteraceae. The record is from the annotation of a GenBank genome assembly.